CCAUCAUUUCCCGGGGCCAGGGCGAACAGGUUGGGCGAGUAAGGGUGCCAAAGUUGAGUGGCAAGCGCAACUGACACACCGACCGACCGGCCGGGAACUGUCGGUCCCACGCUCAGCUCCGGUUCCGACACCUCGUCCACCUGCUUCAGCGGACCCGUUCCCCGAGAACUACCUGUGUCCAGCGUCUCUCAUUCUCUCUGUUUCAUCUCUUUCUCCUGUUCUGUCUUCUCUUUCUCUCUCCCCCUCUAUCCCCUUUCUAUCUCUCAUUCUUGUACUCGCAAUAUAUCUUUCUAUCUGUCUCUUUCUCUCUCACUAUUUUUCUUCUACUAUCCCUCGCUCUCUCUCUGUGUCAGCCUCUGUCGCUUUCUUCCUGUCUCUCUCUCAGUCUCCGUCUAUCUCUACCUCGCUCUCUGUUGCAAACGGGUAAAUCCUGGAGGCUGCUCACUUUGCCCGUCAGCCACGUUCCUGCAGUGUGACCAUCCAAAGGGCUUGUCCCUCUGCCCAGGGAUGGAGAACUGGCUGAGAGCCGUCCUGUUCCUCCUCUUCAUCCCCUCAGGACUCUGUGGGCUGGAGCUGCAGAUGGACGCCCAAACCCAGGCCACCCUCGGAGGCAGCGUGCGGCUGCGCUGCAUGUUCACGGGCUCGGGCCAGCUCACGCAGGUAACCUGGGACAAGCUGACUGAACUGGGCCCGCAGACAGUGGCAGUUCGCAGCAUCGAUCACGGCUCCAGCACACACCCAUUCUAUGGGGCACGGGCACGCUUUGUCCAGGCAGACGUUCAGCCCGACGCCUCACUCCUCAUCCAGGACGUGAUGCUCACCGACGCUGGUCUCUUCCGCUGCAAGGUGUUCAGCUUCCCCGCCGGCAGCUUCGAGGGAGACACCUCGCUCACCGUCCUGGUUCCUCCUCAGGUGUGGGUGGUACAGGGACCACGUACCCUGCUGGAGGGGGAGCGCCGUGCGCUGGCAGCGUCCUGUCUGGCCAUGGGGAGUGAGCCGGGACCCGAGGUGCAGUGGGAAUCCCCAGUGGUGGGGGAGCAGGAAAUGACCAAGGUGGUGAAUGAAAACGGCACGGUGACAGCCAGCGCGCAAUACUUCAUUCGGCCCGAGCGUGGGCUGAAGGGGAAGGAUCUGGUGUGUGUCGUCAAUCACUUCACCUUGUCUGAGCCCAUCCGCAUCCGCUACACCCUCAACGUCUUCUAUGUUCCUGAAGUAAUGAUAAGAAGAUCCACGGAGAAUUGGCUCGUAGAUAUGGAAGGGAUGGAGUUAGAGUGUGAGGAAAAUGGGAAUCCUCCAGCCACAAACUUUGUAUGGAGAAGAGUGGGUGGUGCCCUUCCCGACAAUGUCACCAUGGAUGGGGAGAGGUUGUUAUUCAACAGACGCCUCACCCUGGAAGAUUCUGGAACCUACAUCUGUGAAGUUUCCAAUGAAAUUGGCAGUCGGAGUGCCCAAAUUAAAAUAAGUGUCUCAGAUUCGAAUGUGGGUGGGCUGAGUAUGCUGACCCUGGCAUUCGUGGCCAUUGGCGUGGUCGGCCUGGUCCUCGUGCUGAUCUUCAUUGGCGCUGUGUUUGCUGUGAAUCGCUCACACCGCAAGAAAACAGAGCAAAUGGUCUUCAAACUGGAGGAGAUCUCCACCAUGUCUCGGCAGCCCUCCAUCCGCCGCUGUAACUCCAUGUCUGCCUCUGUGGAUGUCCGUAUGUUGGAGAACGGUGGGAGCCGGGACAUUGACCUGGAGCAGGAGCCCAUGAUAGAAGAGCAUUUGCCACAACAGAGGAGCAGCUCGAGGGACCUGUUGUCGGGGCCAGUGGAGACCCCACUAGCACCUCUGCCCCUGGGCAACCAUCGUUACAGCCUGCGAUCGACAGCCAGUGAAAUCCGGCCCCCAGCUGCCUACCCCUUCGGGGCCUACAGGAACAGCCUGCCCAGUAGCCAGAGGCACAGCGUGAGGGACUGGUCGCUGGGUCCCAGUGAGAGGUCGGUCUCACCAGGAGACACACAAAACAGCAGCAUCCGUGACCUCAGGAAUAACCAGGAGCAGGCGACCUCGCUCUCUGCCCGGCCACUGACCCCCUCUCCGUCGGACCUGAGCUCUCAGACAGAGGAUGAGGAGGAGGUGGCAGACCACCAAAAGUCCAUCCACGUGGCCAUGGGUCAUUUCUACCCCCACAACGGGACGCUGCGGGCGAAGCCGUCUGGCAACAUUAUCUACGUCGCCAGGAAAGAGCACUGUGUGUGAAGACAAUGAGUCAGAUGCCCCACACAGGACAAGGACUCCACUGUGGGGUGGGGGGGACUCUACAGGAUUUAGACACAGCAGGCUGGGAAUCUGUCUGUACAGGACACAGAUGGAGACACACCAGACCAUAGAUACCACACCAGGGCUGUCCAGGAAACAGACAAUGGUACACUGGAUCAUAAAGAUUCUGCCAGCACUGUACAGGACAUGGGUGUGGAAUCACUGGACCAUAAACACCGUAUUGGAAUUGUACAGUACAUGGACAUAGACAUACAGAACUAUAGAGUCCAACGGGCACUGUACUAAACGCAUGCUAGUCUGUAUUGUUCCUGCUGGGAAUGAGCCAAUGCAGGACAUGGAGACAACACACACAGACAUGGAGAGAUGGGAGAGGCUCGGUUUGUCUCCCCAGGAACAGGGGAGGCUGAGGGUAGAUGGUGGAGGGUGUAAAGUGGUGAGGGGUCUGGGCAGAGUAAAUAGGAAGGAGACCAGGGACAGAGGGUUACAGGUUUAGAGAGGAGAGGAGGGAAGGUGUUUUCCCGGAAGGUGGGGUGUGGGACUCGUUGCCUGAUGGGGAAGGGGCAGAGAUGCCCUCCACAGUUACACAGAAGGGGGUGGACUUCAACAGCUGUAACCUGCCCUAGAGAGGGAUUGAGUGGGGUGGGGCUCUGUGGAGGCGCUCUUCUUGUGAGCUACCUCUGGUUAUUGGUGCCAUUGACCACCAGCUUUAGCACAGCCUUUGGUCGAUUGAGGAGAAGGGUGAUGACUUGGCACAAGAUAUGGUCUACGGGACAGUGAACCCUGCCCUUCUGAGGCCUGGACCACCCACCGCAGGCACCUCAAAGUACUGGAGAAUCCCGCCAACACUGUCCCCACAGACCCCUCAAGGAUCAGUUAACCAAUAUCAGUGAUCUCUCCCAGCAUAGAGACCCCAGUUACACCCUGUCCCAUCAGACAAACAACGUGACUUACCGGAACACUCACUCUGUUCCCAGCUCUGUCACAUCAUCUCCACUGACACCUGGGAAUCUCUGGCCCACGGCUGUUUCAAGUGUAGAGGGAAUGUUCAGGAUGGGAUUGGGGACCUGGAGCUGUAGAUUGGAAACACACAGAGGUCCAGUGUGAGCUUUGGAUGGAGUUACCAGCUCAUAUACUCUUUACCCACCCAUCCAGUCUUACACCUCCUGUCCUGUCUGUGAUCCUACACUGACCUUAGGACAGGAGGAGGGUCAGCAUCAGUCCCCACCAACUGACCAACAGAGGGGAAAGGGGUCACCUUGGUAGAGAUUUGAGGUGUGGAAUUUGGGCUAGGCUCAGACUGAGCAGUGUGCGAGCGUUAGGUGGGAUAAAUCUACUGAAAACGGCAGCACUUCUCUGUCAAGAACCCGUUCACCAUGUGGUGACUGUAUGUGUGUGUGUGUGUGUAUGUGUGUUGGAGGGGUGGCGCAAGGCUCCGGUCUGAUCAAUCCUGUGAUCCGUGCACCAUCUUUAACCUGUUGUAUAUUUGUACAGAAGCUGAGUAAAGCUCUUGACUAUAGUG
Hypanus sabinus (Atlantic stingray) is the source of this 3775-nucleotide messenger RNA. Its product is annotated as nectin-4-like. The transcript is spliced from 9 exons. The record is from RefSeq and is a predicted model, not a curated record. The coding region runs from base 508 to 2235 and encodes 575 amino acids. Gene Ontology annotation, cellular component: adherens junction. Gene Ontology annotation, biological process: heterophilic cell-cell adhesion; homophilic cell-cell adhesion. NCBI's taxonomy places the organism in Eukaryota, Metazoa, Chordata, Chondrichthyes, Myliobatiformes, Dasyatidae.